Molecule: messenger RNA, 4217 nt
Organism: Chara braunii
Lineage: Eukaryota; Viridiplantae; Streptophyta; Charophyceae; Charales; Characeae
Source: the annotation of a GenBank genome assembly
UCGGGGGAAGUCAGCGAGGGUUGUCUCGCCAGGGUGAUCGACAUGGGGAGGUUACAGCGCCGUCAGCAUGAGGCUGCCGGGGACCAUGUGCAGGACACAUUUUGGGUCCGCUACCCUGUCUAUCGGUACCUGGUUGUCGGUCAGAAGGUCGACAACAAGAGGGUCAUGAUGCUCCGUUGCACGUUUUGCAACAAAGUUUUCCAAGGGACCCAGUUUCAGGCCACGAGGCACUUCUCGCAGACAAACUACUGCAAGGACGUCAGCGACGAGGCGUUGUACGAGAUUGCUCGAUGGACUCAGCAGAAGUUUGAGGCCGAUCAGAUGGAGAGGGUGUCGAGGUAUGCAGCAGAGCGCGGACUCGAUGUGCCCGGCACGGGUGGUGCAAGGGGAGGAGAGGAGGGGCGGCGUCCGGCGGAGGGAGGGGUCGGGGGAGAUGGUGGGCAUGGUGUGGCAGACCCCACUUUGGGUGGUGGAGGCGGUGAGACAGAGGAGGGCGUGAUCCACGUGGAUCGCGAGGCGCGUGGCCCGGGUGACGAGGGAGUCCCGGAACGGGAGGACGUGCCUGAGGUUUAUCCAGGCACUGGGGAGAGGUUGGAGGACUGGCGGAGGCGAGCAGGCAAGGGAGCUGCAACGGAGGGGUCUUCCAAGAGGAAGGAAGGAGGGAGUGAUCCGGCUGCCACCCCAGCAGGGAAGAGGCUUCGGCAGCAGAAGGUGAGUGAUGUCUACGGUAGCGAGUGGGUUGCCCGCCACAAGAAGGCAUUCCUCCGCUGGUUGUAUUCCAUCGGGGUCUCCUUCAAUGCCUUCCACAACCAGGCGUGGAAGGCAUAUCAGCAGGUGUUUCUUGAGCAGCCUGGCAGUUCCCCGCGCGCAGUGCUCCCCAACCACUGCGAGAUUGCGAGUAUGCGGGCGGUGGAGACCCACCGUGCGGAGUUGGCGGAGGAGUUGGAGGAGGUGAGGCAGCCAUUCUGGGUGACUGGUGCCACCCUCCUCUCCGAUGGGAGGAAAUCACGAGACGGGAGACCGAUCGUGAAUUUCCUUGCUGCUGGCUCUCGAGGGGUCGUCGUGUACACGACGAUCAAUCGAGAGGGCGAGCUGGACGAUGCAUUGCACGUCCUUCAUAGAUGGGUUACCAUCUUCCACGAGUUCAGCUUUGGCGGGCCGCAUCGGAUCAAUGCGAUAUGCACUGACUCCGCUUCUGCCUAUGCUCGCAUACAGCACAUGCUUGAGCCGGCUCACUGCGCAGGGUUCUUACUGAACCCCCGCAGGCGACACGUUUGGUACUUUUCGGAGCAGGUGGAGAGGUACGAUGCUUGGCUUGUGGGGCAAGCCAAGAGGUACAUUUUGACGCAGACGAGAUUCGAGUUGGAGGGUGCGGAGUACAUCCUUGCAUGUCGGCAGUUUGAGGACUUCCACAUUCAGCAGGGGAGGUUCGAGGAUUGGGGCGUCCACGAGGGCAUUCACACGAAGAAGCGCAACCAGUUGGCCUUCGAGAAGGUCGUGCAACUCGUUGAGAUCACCGCAAAUGUGCGGUUGACUGAGUAUCGGCGGGAUGGAUGCGGUUAUGUGCUGCCAUGGCAGCGGGACGAGGGCAUGUUGGAUUGCCAGGCAGGACUCGAGUUGGAGCCUGUGCGCACGGGAACUCGCGGGGGGAUGACGGACGAGGAGAUUGCCCGUCAGGUUGCACUUAUUACCCGGGAUCCCAUCGGGGCAUCCGCACCACCCUCGGCUGAUGCCGUUUUCGAUAGACGUGCUUGCAUUUUUCGUCCCUACCCCAGGGACGACGACUCAGACGAGGAGCCGAUACCCGAGGCAGCAGAUGACCCUGCGCUCCGCAUUCCCCGGGAGAUCGACGAGACACACGAGGAUCCCGGCUCCGAGGACACGAGGACACAGAUUGCACGACGGGCGGCGGACCGGGCGGAGAGCGAGAUGCUGGGGGGAGACGAGGACUUUUGGGGCCCAUUCGGUGAGGUCGCUUCCACGGGCGGCCCAGAGGCGCAGGCGACGACCCCCACUCCGACGAGGCGGGAUUCGUCCAUGCCGCCACCUCCUGCUCCGAGUCCUACACGACGAUCGCCCGUCUCGCCACUUCAGCCGGACAGGGAGGAGUUGGGGUCCUCUUUGCCUCAGCGAGGCCUUCUCCACAGAGGCGGGGCAGAGGAGGGGGGACCUUCGGCAGCAGCAGUGGAGAGUUCGAUGGCACCAGCGGUUGUGUCGGACGCGACGAUUGCGGCCGCGGUGGAGGAGAUAGCAGCAGCAUCAGUGCUAGAGGAGAUGGCAGCAUCAGUGCUGGCGGAGGAUUCACCAGCGGCAGGAGGAGGUGCAGCAGUGGAGGGGCAGGUGGCAGCAGCAGGAGGAGCAGCUGCAGUGGAGGAGGAGAUAGCCGCACAGGCCGAGGUGCAGCGUGGGGGCGAUGACAAGCGCCUCAUGCAGCAGUUCCUCACGGAGGAGCUCGGUCCGGCCAUAGCGGGUAUGACCCUGGGAGUGGAGAGGGGGGUUGGGAUUUCAGAUUUGGAGAUGGGGACCCACGUAGACUUGGAUUUGUCAGUGGGCCUUCCACCCAGUUGCGGCGGGGCGACAUCGACGGAUCGGGCUCCAUCAAGGGACGAGGCGCCAGGCAGGACUUCGACGCAGACCGCCAGAGAGAGGACGACGACUCAGUCUCCAGAUGCAGCACACGACAUCAUGGAGCGAGAGAGGGCUAGACUUUUGGCAUCGACUGACCCUCGUGCUCAGGCCUUCGCACGGGCCGUAGAGGACGCCAGGCGUCUAGAGAUAGGAGGGGAUUGUGUGCAGGGUGGGGUGGUGGCGGGGGAGGACGUUGCGGAGGGAGUGGCAGCAAAGCCGGUACCCGAGGCUAUGCCAGGUGGAGCAGAGACAACGGACGUUGCUGUGGAGGGACGGACUCAAGCGGUGGAUGAGGCAGUGCAGGCAGGACAGCGACGAGUCGAGGGGGCUAUAGACUCACGAUGCGAGGGGCAAUCGACAGCGACGGGUCCAGUCAUUCCGUUCUCGGGCCUGCACUUGGCUCAGGCCCGACAGCCGCAAGCGGUUCAGAUGGCAGUGCAUGGUGUGCCACCGCCCGUUAUCACAGAUUUGGGGUCCGAGCCGGUGGUUGUGCCCCCACGUCUUCGUAGCCACUUUGCUCCGCAGGAGGUCCGUCGUCCUUUGGAUGCAGAGGAGUUGGCGAGAGAGGCUGUGCGCGAUGUUACUCGCUUGGACCGGCGGAUCUUUGACCGGAAGCUCGAGCACCCACCGUGGCAGUCGAUCCCUUCGGUUCCAUGGGGUCCUGCGUCGCCCGUGUGGUCUGGGUCUACCUCCACUGGAGGACAUACCGCGGGACAUAUUCCAGGGGUUUCGGAUGGCGUGACGGAGACAGCGCCACGCACAGGAGACACGCCACCCCCUCCUCCUAGAGCACCUGCAGGUGAUCCAUCAUCGUCACCCACAGGCAGAGGCUCUCGAUCCCCACACACGCCUGGGAAAUCUAGGAUUCGUGACACGACAUCAGUUCACCAGGACGUGUGUGACACGACGAUAUUCGGGAGGACAGAUAUAUAUUUGGAUUCCACCCGCCGCCUUCAGCCGGGCUUGGGAGGAGGAGGCGCUAGGACGACCACGGCGAGGGAGGUAAGGGCAUUAGGUUGUGAGCCUCAGCGAGGUUGUGGCAGAGGAGUGUCGACCGAUACCUUGGAGUACGCUCUGAGAGCAGCGACGCGUGCCGUGCAGGAGCAGACUCCACGCAAGCGUGGAGUACCUCCCCGUCCACGCCCCGUGCCUGCAGAGGGAGGCGCAACACUUGCAGAGAGUUCGGGGGCGGAGGGGUUGGGGAUGCCUCGUGGUUCCCGACGUGAGCAAACGAUUGCAGAGGCUAGUGCGAGGGUUGUUGUGUUGAGGAAGGGAGGAGGCCCAGUCACCAUCGAGGAGGAUGAUCCUGAUACGGAUGCGGCUGUGCGAAAUGCGGACGAGGACUACGAGGGCGAGAAGGAGGGAGAGGAGGAUAGCAGGAGCGGUUCCGAUGGUGACGACGACGACGACUACGAUGAGCCCCCACCUUCCCCAGGACCCUCACCGACGUGUGCAUCUAGACGCUCCGCUGCACGGACUUCUUCAUCCUCACGAGGGAGGAAGAGGUCGACAUCCGGCACUCGAGGGGACACGAGGAGACACAGCGGGAAGGGGAAGAAGGGUCGUUGACCGAUGAGGCCAACACUCCG